Molecule: messenger RNA, 763 nt
Organism: Phycodurus eques (leafy seadragon)
Lineage: Eukaryota; Metazoa; Chordata; Actinopteri; Syngnathiformes; Syngnathidae
Product: diamine acetyltransferase 1-like
Exons: 6
Coding region: 68-589 (173 amino acids)
Molecular function (GO): N-acetyltransferase activity
Source: RefSeq, a predicted model, not a curated record
AGCGUUUUCAUGUGAGCGGAACGUUUCAAGUGCGCUCCACGUGACUUGUGCUGCUGCUGCUGCAAACAUGAACUUCAAAAUACGUGAUGCGACGAAAGAAGACUGCAAAGACUUAUUGCGGAUGAUAGUGGAGUUGGCACUGUAUGAAAAGAUGUCCGAUCAAGUGAAAAUAUCACAGGAAGACUUGGAACGUGAUGGUUUCUGCCCGAAUCCCUGCUUCGGAUGUCUCAUCGCAGAGGUACCAGAAGAGAAUACAUCUAAAGAAGGAUUCACCACUGUUGGAUACGCCCUUUACUUUUACACAUACAGCACACGGAAGGGACGCGCGGUGCAUUUGGAGGAUUUGUAUGUGAUGCGUGAAUUCCGAGGAUUUGGCAUUGGAAAAGGUUUACUGAGCAACGUUGCUAAGGUGACCAAAGAGAAACAGUGCGCGCUCUUGCAGUUGAGCGUGUUGGACUGGAACACUCCGUCACGGGACUUCUAUGCUACCAGAGGAGCUCAAGAUCUCACUGUCACAGAAGGUUUGCACUUAAUUCGUUUUGAUAAACAAAACCUGGAGGAUUUGGGAAACGGUGCCCCCAAGAAUUAAAAUGGAUUCAUUUUCUGCCCAUAUCAUACCAUAAAACAGACCAUACAUUUCCUGUUCUCCUGUACACGGUUUUCUCAUACCUGUGAUGUGAUUAUUUAUGAUUAUCAAAAUGUAAUUUGAGUUUUGUAUCGUAUCGGUAGAAGUAUGUAUUUCAAAAUUCUACAAUAAAUAUUC